UCUUUAUUUAAGCAGGCUGACAUUCCACUUUAAAAUCGUUUUUAUUUUAAUGCGGCACUCAAAAUUCCGAUGCCUUUAAAUAUAAACCCAUUCACUUCUCAGCAGCAGUCACGCCGUCUUCCUUUAUCUAUAAAUAUCCCUUAAUGCAGCGUAAAGGCUAGCACAAAAACAAUGGCUUAUCAAAUUGUGGCUUAAGACACUUGCGAGCGUCUGCAUACGUAAAAUACUUUUAACAUCGUUAUUUGCUCUCUUACUCCUCUGGCAUACAGAAACAGCGUACGUCUUGCUUUGGAGCUCCUCUCUGUCUGUGUGACGGCACUAUUGUUUCUCGUACGCUUAGCUCAGCUUGACUGGAAGACGUGCUCAGAGUCUAAAUUUGUUGUUUUGAACUGUUUGGUUGUUUUCACUGCUCUUUCUUUCUUUCCUCAUUUCACAAUGUCUGCUUUGUCUUUGCUUUUGUUAGUAUUUUCUUUCUUCCGCUGGAGAUAUGUGUACGAGGUAAACGUUUGUCCACUGUUUGUGCUGUGAUAGACUCUGCUUGGAGGUACACACGAGCAUGAUGGUGUGACUGUUAGCAUUACUCAGGCUUUUUGUUGUUGACUUGGAAUUUAGUUGGUCUCGUGUAGCGUUCGAAGCCGGUCGUCGGUUGGCGGCACUUGCAGCGUACAUAUUUGGCCUUCAUUCGGUACGAAAUCUUGAAACAUUACAGCCACAUAUCGGCUGGACGCUCGCUUUUACGGUUAAAAUUUGUAGUGCGACCGUAGUUGUUGUUGUCGUCUCCGUCACCGCCACCGUUGUCGUGAAAGUUGUGUCUACUAUUACUAUUUAUUUAUUAUUUGGUGGUGUUAUUGCUAUCUGCAUUCAAUUAUUCACCAAAGUGACACUCAUGCAUAUGUGUUGGUGUUGUUGUUGUUAUUAUAAAUAUAUUUCGUGAAACGGCCGUUGUCAUUCUACGUGAGAAUGCGUGUGCGUGUGCGUGCGUGUAUUUGAUCGCCUGCUGAAGCGCUCCUGAUGACGCAUAGUGCCGUACGGUGGUAAACUCGAGUAGGAAUACCUUAAAAAUCAACGCGAACGCACACACAAUACAAACGCAAGUGCUGCGUGCAUUCCGCAUUACAGCCCACGGUGAAGUGUGUCACUUGAGUGAGUAGCAAUAAAAAAAUACGAAAAUGCAUUUGAUUCGGAGAGCGCCGAACGCAAGCUGCUAUCGGGAAAUAAAAAUGCGCAAAGUUCAUGGUCAACUGUUGUCACAGAACGCAGCAGCAGCCGUGUUGGCAUACGCCCACGCGUGCAAUUUCGUGUUUGAGCAGAAUCGUGUUCAUAAUAUUUUCGACUAGUGCAACGAGUCCACUUAAAAGAAAAGUUUCGCUUUAUUAAACGCUGUGCGAUAGUGAUGAAAAACUCGUUCUCGGCCGCAGAACGCGAAAAAGAUAAAAAAAAAAAAAAAAUUUACUAACCAAAUAUAAAAAAUCCUCAAAAGCUAUAGUUGAACCAUAAAAUUAUGUCCAAAGUGCUGUGUUUAUUACGUUUAAAACUAAAAAUAAUUUCUACAAUACCAAUUGCUGUGAUUAAGUUUGAAUUAUGACGUCCAUUACAAUGAAUAUGGUUUUCUUAAAGGAUUUACGAACGCGCAUUAAAGGAUAUAUACACGGUGACUACAUCAAACAUCCCGUCCUUUACGAGCUCAGCCAUAAAUAUGGCUUCACCGAUAAUCUUCCCGAGAGUGCAUUGCCUAACCGCCUCGAGGAAAUCAAAGAGGCGAUACGGCGUGAAAUUCGCAAAGAGCUGAAAAUUAAAGAGGGUGCCGAGAAGUUGCGCGAGGUAGCCAAAGAUCGACGCUCUCUGAACGACGUGGCUUCAAUUGUGAAGAAAAGCAAUAGCAAAUUAGCCGAGUUAAAAUCGGAGUUGCAAGAAUUGGAGAGUCAUAUUCUUCUAACGCAAGGCAACUCCGUGAGCAAUGGUAGAGAUGGCUACUCCUCGAAUUUAUCCACGCCAACGUCAACUUUAGGCGGCAGCGUCAGCAGCUUGGGCGGUGGCAAUGGCGGCCUUAUUGGUGGUGGUCACGAACAGCUUUCGACGAACGACAAAAUGCUCAUCUCACUCGAGAAGCAAUUGAAUAUCGAAAUGAAAGUGAAGAAUGGCGCUGAGAAUAUGAUACAGUCAUUGGCGAAUGGCCAUCAUGGGCGUGACAAAAAGCUCUUGGCUGAGGCGCAACAAAUGUUGGCCGAUUCGAAGGCGAAAAUUGAGUUUUUGCGGUUACGCAUCCUCAAAGUAAAGCAGAAUAAGGAACAUGCUCACAAAUUGUCCGCACAGGCAGCAAUAGCGGCCAGCGGCGAUGGGGAGAAUGGUGGGCAGCCGCAACGGCUGGAGACAACGCUCGAGGAACGCAUCGAAGAGUUGCGGCAUCGCUUACGCAUCGAGGCCGCCGUCGUGGAUGGAGCAAAGAAUGUGAUACGUACCCUACAGAAUAACAAAGUGCCCGAUAAGAAGGCGUUGCAAGAGGCAAACAUACGUCUUAGUGAGUCUUCACGUAAGCUGGAUCUCCUAAGGCAUUCGCUUGACUUGCGACGUCUGGAAUUGCCCGUGGAUUCACCGGCCGCACACCAACUAAAAUCGGAGCUGCAGUCGGUACAGCAAGCUUCGUCGCCAAUUCCAGUCACUUACACAUCUCUGCAACCCUUUCACGGCGGUCUUUUGGGCGGAAAACCAUACCAACAGGUCUCGUCACUCGGCCGUUGCGCCAGCGUAUCCGGUAAGCUGGAAGUGCGUCUGAUGGGGUGCCAAGAUUUACUCGAAGACGUGCCUGGACGUUCGCGACGCGAUAAAGAUAACAAUUCCAGUCCGGGAGAUUUGCGCAGCUUCGUUAAGGGUGUAACGUCCCGGAGCAGUUCGAAAAGUUAUUCAGUCAAGGAUGAGACAUCGUCUGAAAUAAUGGCUGUCAUAAAGCUAGAUAAUAUAACAGUGGCGCAGACUUCUUGGAAGCCCUGCUCGCAACAGGCUUGGGAUCAGCGCUUCUCCAUCGAUCUAGAUCGCUCGCGUGAACUGGAAAUCGGAGUUUACUGGCACGACUGGCGCUCCUUAUGCGCUGUAAAAUUCUUGCGUUUAGAAGAGUUCAUCGACGAUGUGAGACAUGGUAUGGCACUGCAAUUGGAGCCGCAAGGUCUGCUAUUUGCCGAAAUCAAAUUCCUCAAUCCGAUGAUAUCGCAAAAACCGAAGUUGCGUCGCCAGCGUAUGAUAUUCAAUAAACAACAAGUGAAGAAUAUACCACGUGCCAAGCAAAUGAACAUCAAUGUGGCCACAUGGGGUCGUUUGCUGAAGCGCAAUACACCCUCCAGCUCGCACCUCGCCACCGAAGGCACAACGCGCGGCAAUUCACGCGACAGCGAAUCACCCAUUUCACGCUCACCAUCGUCCGGCACCAUCGAUGCCGAACCCGAACCGUAUUCACCCGGCCAGCAGGCACGAAAUUUGGAAUAUGAUCCUGAAGCGGGUCUGCACGAUCACGUCGAAACACCUGGCGAAUGCCCUGAUCCCGAAGUGAGCGGUCUGAGUGGCAUGCGACCACUUUCGAUGCAGGGCAUUGCAGUGCUGCCACCGGAAGUGCCUUCACAAACUACACAGUCUUCUACACAACAGCAGCAGCAACAGCAACAGCAGCAGCAGCAACAUCAUUUGUCUACGAAAAACAAUAAUUUGCAUUUGCAGAUCGCCGGGAAGCAUGGCUCAAUGACGACUGCUGAAAUUGUCAGCGGCUUGUCGAUGGGCUCGAGACCCACUUCGAAAUUGCCAACACCCACGCAAACGCAGCCGCCACCCAUUCCGGCAACCGCGCCACCUAAACUCGAUCCAGAGUUACAGAGCGCAUUGCGUGAAUUCGAUUUCCUCAAUCAAAUGGACUCACAGCCCAAUACACUGCAACGGCCGGUGCAUCAAUACAAUCGACAACAACAACAACAACAUCAUGCGCAGCAGCAACCACCAACGCUGCAACCGAAGCCCCAGCAACAGCCCAUACAGCAGCAGUACAUUGCCUCGGCCGCCCAGCAAACACUCCAGCCAUAUCAUACACCACUGCCCACUCAGCAUCCAAUGCCGUUGCACCAGUAUCAACCACCAGGCGCUAGUGUUCAGGGUCGUCAGCAGGGUUCAAUGCCAACAACUCCCGAAGCCAAUAGCCAAACGGUGGCGCCACAUUUCGUUAAUCCAGCGGUGGCGAAUAAUAACAGUAAAUACCAUGUGCCGCAUGUAGCACGCCAAACUAGUCAAAGUAGUUUCAGAAACCAGCUGCCGCAACAGCAACCGCAACAGCAACAGCAACAAAACUACAAUAACAAUAAUAAUAGCAAUGCAAAUGCGGCGGGUGGUGGCAUGGCCAACAUGUACCAUCGUCCAGUGCUGGCCAUGCCGCCGGUGAUAUUGAUGGGCGGCGAGUUGGGGGUCGGCGAUAUGACCAGCCCGAUAAUUGAGAUGCCACCGUCACCAGCGCCAAGCGGAUUGCCGAUUGUGGAGUAUCCCGAUGACGAUGAGUAUGCGGCGCUCGAUGUUGCGGCGACGAGUUACAGCACCGGUGCCGGUGAUCGUUUCUGUGUCGAGAUUAUACCACAAUUUGGCAAUUUAUCAGUCAAUAGCAACAGCAACAAUAAUCAACAACAAAAGCAAUAUGUGCCCGACUCACCGAUUGUACAGGAGCCGCCAACACCCACCGUCUAUGGACAGGCUGCGGUGCAGACGCCGCAUUUCCCACAGGCUGCCCAACGUCAAAGCUAUGCAGCACCACCUGCAUCCGCUGCCUACCAGCAGCAACCCAUCUACCAGAAUCAAUACGAGCUUAACGCGGCUGCAAUGCCGCCGCCGCCAGCCGUGGGCACAGGUGGACGUCGCAAUGUGGCACGAGGUUUACAGUACCGCGACUCUGCUUACGAGUCACGCCGCCAAUCGCAGGCCAUCGGCGGAGGUGGUGUGCCGCCAGGCAUUCUGUCCAUUGAGAAGUUCCGACUGCUAAGCGUGCUGGGUCGCGGACACUUUGGCAAAGUCAUAUUGUCGCAGUUGCGCAGCACCAACCAAUAUUAUGCCAUCAAGGCGUUGAAAAAGGGCGAUAUUAUAGCACGCGACGAAGUUGAAUCGCUGCUGAGUGAGAAGCGCAUCUUCGAGGUAGCCAAUGCGAUGCGUCAUCCAUUUCUGGUCAAUUUGUACGCGUGUUUCCAGACCGAACAACACGUUUGCUUUGUUAUGGAGUAUGCGGCGGGUGGUGAUCUGAUGAUGCACAUUCACACCGACGUAUUUUCGGAGCCGCGUGCGGUCUUCUACGCCGCUUGUGUUGUACUUGGGCUACAGUAUUUGCAUGAAAACAAAAUCAUAUAUCGUGAUUUGAAACUGGAUAAUCUACUUUUGGACACAGAUGGUUAUGUAAAAAUUGCUGAUUUUGGUUUGUGCAAGGAGGGCAUGGGCUUUGGCGACCGGACGGGCACUUUCUGUGGCACACCCGAAUUUUUGGCGCCCGAAGUGCUCACAGAGACGUCGUACACACGCGCUGUGGACUGGUGGGGUUUGGGCGUACUGAUAUUCGAAAUGCUUGUCGGCGAGUCUCCAUUCCCCGGCGAUGAUGAGGAGGAAGUUUUCGACUCGAUCGUUAACGAUGAAGUUCGCUAUCCGCGAUUCCUGUCACUGGAGGCGAUCGCCAUCAUGCGUCGGUUAUUGCGCAAGAAUCCAGAACGCAGAUUAGGUUCUUCGGAACGCGAUGCGGAGGAUGUGAAGAAGCAAGCGUUCUUCCGUUCAAUCAGUUGGGAUGAUUUGUUGCUGCGUAAGGUGAAACCGCCUUUUGUGCCGACAAUAAACCAUCUUGAGGAUGUGUCGAACUUCGAUGAGGAAUUCACCUCUGAAAAACCGCAGCUGACGCCUCCAAAAGAGCCACGACAUUUGACUGACGAAGAGCAACUGUUCUUCCACGAUUUUACAUACACAGCCGACUGGUGUUGAUAUCUCGCAAAUGCGCAGCUAAAUUCAUUGUAAAAUAUAGAGGAAAGCAACUCAUCUACGCCAACUUAGAGAGCGAGAACGGUGUGAAUGAAUUCUCCCCUUUGGAACUAUGGAGGAGAAUUGUUGGUCGUUUGGACACUUAUUUUUCAGUUUGAAAUAUUCGAUUUUGUAAAAUGUUUCGCUCUAACUUGUUCAAAUGUUUGGUGUGACCAUCGCUGUUUAAUUCGAUUUUGUAUUAGUUUAAGUAAACAGUAAUUUGAAUAGAACACAUAGUUCGGCUAAGUAUACAAAACAAUAUGCAUUAUUACAUAAUAAAAGAAGCAUGUUAUUUAAUAGAAACGUUAUUUAAGAGAAGUGAAAAAUUAUUUAUAAAAAAAAACAAUUAUACAUACAUAUACAUAUACUAUAUGCGAAUAAACAUACAAAAAUAUAUACAUGAUUUAUGUAGAGUUCAUUAAAAUAUUAAAAAUCGCGAAAUUAAAGUUGGUUAAACUAAAAAGGAUUUUCAUUGAUUGCUUUAAUCAAAUUUAUAAAGAAACUCAACUAAUUAAGUGAAGCUAAUUUUUUAAUGUUUGCAAACAAACAACCGACUAACAAAAGCAGCUAUUUGAAAAAUGUGCGCGUAAGAAUGUAUACAAAAUAUCGCGCGAAAAUUGAAGAAAACUUCUAUGCAUUUUAUUUGAAAAAAAAUUGUGUAAAAUGAGAAAUGAAAGAUUUUUAGUAGAAAUAAAAAUAUUGUAUUAUGUUGAAGUCAAGAAAUGUCUGCAUGCCUUUAGACUAAGUGGAGUUUAAAUUAAGUAAAUUGUUGAUUUUAACAAAAAUUUGGAUGCUAGACAAAAGUACAUUUUACCGUUGCAAGUUUUUUUUUUUAGCCCAUUUACCUAACAUAACUGGAAAAGUAAACUCGUUUGGCUAACAGAAAGUAACUGAGUUAGCAAUUCUGCAUAGCAUCCACAAACAAAAAAAUUGUUGUAAAUAUUUUUUGUCAUUCUUACAACAAGUUUUACACACAUACACACAUGCAUAUACACAAGCAAUAAAUACUAAAAAUAAAGUAUGCGAUAAAUACGUAUAUAAAUAUACAUACAUUUUCAUAUUAUAAUUAUAUACGGAAAAUAUAAAGCGAACAUUGAAAUGAUACUGAAAACGACUUUACCAAGUCUAAUCCACAAUCUAAUCUUAUAUGUAAGGUUACGCUUUUCUGAAUUAAUAAUGCAGU
Molecule: messenger RNA, 7195 nt
Organism: Bactrocera oleae (olive fruit fly)
Lineage: Eukaryota; Metazoa; Arthropoda; Insecta; Diptera; Tephritidae
Source: RefSeq, a predicted model, not a curated record